AUGACUUCUCACAAGAUCCUUGUUCUGCCAGGCGAUGGUGUUGGCCCCGAGAUUAUCGCCGAGGCUAUUAAGGUGCUUGAGGUGAUCCAAAAAGCCUCUGGCGUGAAAUUUGAGGUCCGCUCAGAAUUGAUGGGAGGUUGCAGUAUUGACAAGCACGGCGUCGCUUUGACUCAAGAAGUUCUGGACGUGGCCAAGGCAAGCGAUGCGGUCUUGUUCGGGUCAGUCGGUGGGCCUAAGUGGGGCGCUGGCAAAGUGCGACCAGAGCAGGGCGUCCUAGCCUUACGCCACGGACUCAAUGCCUUUGCGAACCUUCGUCCUUGCAAGUUCGCGAGCAAGUCCCUUGUUGAUCGAGGUCCUAUCCGACCCGAGCUCACAGAGGGAACCGACUUUAUUCUUGUGCGAGAAAAUUGUGGAGGUGCUUACUUCGGAGACAAGACUGAAGAGGAGGACUUUGCAUCGGACGCUUGGGCGUACUCCCGAGCAGAAGUUGAACGGGUUGCAAAGGUCGCCGCCGACUUGGCUAUAGAGACAGACCCGCCUCAGCAAGUCAUUUCGUGCGACAAGGCCAACGUUCUUGCUGUCAGUCGGCUUUGGCGUCGAGCCGUGACGGACUUUUUCGCGAGGGAGUAUCCGCAGAUCAAGCUUUCUCACCAGCUUGCCGAUAGCGCAGCCAUGCUUAUGGUCAAAGAUCCUCGCUCGUUCAAUGGAGUGGUCCUCAUGGAUAACACGUGA
Molecule: messenger RNA, 732 nt
Organism: Colletotrichum fioriniae
Lineage: Eukaryota; Fungi; Ascomycota; Sordariomycetes; Glomerellales; Glomerellaceae
Biological process (GO): L-leucine biosynthetic process
Cellular component (GO): cytosol
Molecular function (GO): 3-isopropylmalate dehydrogenase activity
Source: RefSeq, a predicted model, not a curated record